AUGGCUGAUCAGACGGAGAGGGCGUACCAGAAACAACCCACCGUGUUCCAGAACAACAAGCGGCUAUUGGCCUCCAACAAGAAGGCCAACAGACUCGUCCGCAAUGUUGGUCUAGGGUUCAAGACUCCAUCUGAGGCUCGCGAUGGUCACUACAUCGACAAGAAGUGCCCGUUCACCGGCAACGUCCACAUCCGCGGCCGUAUCUUGACCGGCGUCAUCACCAAGAUGAAGAUGCAGAGGACGAUUGUCAUCAGGCGCGACUACCUCCAUUACAUCAAGAAAUACAACCGAUUUGAGAAGAGGCACAAGACCAUGUCUGUCCAUCUCUCACCCUGCUUCAGGGACACCAAAAUCGGAGAUAUCGUGACCGUUGGUGAAUGUCGCCCUCUCAGUAAGACCGUUCGAUUCAACGUCCUGAAGGUGACACAGGCUCCAGGAUCAGCAAAGAAGCAGUUUGCCAAGUUCUAAAGGCUGUCUAGAGAUUAUUUGGAGGGAAUGUAGAAAUAAAUUAACAUCACAUCAA
This is a messenger RNA of Lytechinus pictus (painted urchin), 523 nucleotides long. Its product is annotated as small ribosomal subunit protein uS17-like. The transcript is spliced from 4 exons. Bases 1 to 468 code for a protein of 155 amino acids. Gene Ontology annotation, biological process: translation. NCBI's taxonomy places the organism in Eukaryota, Metazoa, Echinodermata, Echinoidea, Temnopleuroida, Toxopneustidae. Gene Ontology annotation, cellular component: cytosolic small ribosomal subunit; ribosome. Gene Ontology annotation, molecular function: structural constituent of ribosome. The record is from RefSeq and is a predicted model, not a curated record.